AUGACCCCUGACCUACUGCAAAGCGAAAGAAAGAUCGUGGAACCACAUACUGAAUUUCAUUCAUUCAGGAUCCAACCGUAUGCGAAGAUCUAUAUCAAACAACUGACGUUUUCCUUGCAAUCUCACUCCAGUAAAUUCUUCAAGGUCGGAGACAGGUUACGCGUUGUUAUCUCGGCCAAAAACAAACAAGGGAACGUAACCACAAAUAUUGGUGAUUAUUUUCGGGCCGCCAUCUUUAAUCGACAGACCAGGUCCGGUGCAGUUGGAAUCAUCACGGACCACCAGAACGGCACGUACACGGCAACCUUCCGGCUGUUGUGGGAGGGACAGGUGAACAUAGUGGUCAAACUGGUCCACCCACGUCAGGCUAUAGACGUCAUAGAAAGAACUGUUAGAGAACACCCAGUCGACAAGAUUAUGUUUGUGAAGCGAUACCUUAUCGGUAACGCUAAAAUCGACACCAAGUGUAACGUAGACCCGGUCGUCUUCAACAACACCGCCCCGGUUUGUAACUACUCCGACCCGCAUGCAGGAGCCAUGUGGUACUGUGAGAAAGCUGCCAACAUUUCCUGCAACACAUCCGGGUACCACGGCAGGCUUAGUGCCAGAGUCCAUCUGCUAAAGGACGGAGAGGAAAAACUGUUUGGAAGGUAA
This is a messenger RNA of Branchiostoma floridae (Florida lancelet), 654 nucleotides long. RefSeq names its product NXPE family member 3-like. The record is from RefSeq and is a predicted model, not a curated record. The transcript has 2 exons. The coding region runs from base 1 to 654 and encodes 217 amino acids. Lineage: Eukaryota; Metazoa; Chordata; Leptocardii; Amphioxiformes; Branchiostomatidae.